AAUUUAUUAAAAAUAGUGUUUAAUUUUUAUUUUCCUUGUGGGCAUGAGUAGUUUGUUUGAUUGUAAUUUAAUUAUGAUCAUUAGAUAGAUACAAUUUAAGAAGCACACACUAGUUUCUGAAACUGUUGUAAAUUUUUGUAUAUAUUGCACUAUAGAAUUACAUUUUAGCUAGAGGAUUCGCAUGAGAUAUCCUAAGCAUGAGUUUGACAUCCGAGUAGACCCCUACGCACCAAGGACACAGAUUCUUAACCCUCUGGAUGCCAUCUGUAAUGUAAAACGAAACGAUGCUAUAUGCGUUAGCAAUUUAAAAUCAGCGAGACCUGUGGACAAAGAAAUUUUGCAAGAGAGGCCUGACGUCAAAAUCUUCCUGCCAUUCAGGUUCCACUUCUACAAACCAAAAGACCUGUUCAUGGAAAAUACGUACAGGAACUAUUUAGUCGCCCCCGGCGGAGACCACGUGCUCAGUUUGGUUGAUGAGAUCUCGUACAGAGCGCCACCAGCGCCACCUCUAUCACAGAUGCAUGAGUUAGACCCUGAUCUAUUCUGCAACGGUGACAACAGACCGCCAAACUGUCCCGUAGACUGCCGCUGUACUCACAUGAUAGAUGUGCCUCUCAACUCUAUUGUUGAAAUAGUUUUGGUUGAUGAAGUGCAAUCGCCGAACUUGUCCCAUCCGUUCCACCUUCACGGUACCCCGUACAACGUGAUAGGUAUCGGCAGAUCUCCUGAUAAGAACAUCAAGAAGAUUAACCUGAAACACGCCUUAGAUUUGGACAGAAAAGGCUUGCUGCACAGGCAGUAUAACCUUCCUCCCUUCAAAGAUACUCUUGCUGUGCCAAACAAUGGAUACGUCGUUUUAAGGUUAAAGGCUGACAAUCCAGGAUACUGGUUAUUCCACUGCCACUUCAUCUAUCAUAUAGUAAUAGGAAUGAACUUGAUUCUUCACAUCGGGUCGCAGGGAGACCUGCCCCCCGUACCUCCGAACUUCCCUCGAUGCGGCGACCACCUACCUUCGAUCACUCCACCAUACUUCCCGAUACACUGAGGGUAUCGAGAAAAUAAAUCGUAAUCGAUUAUGUGAACCACACUGGAGUGAAAAGCAUCGCGUACUGCCAUAUUUUGUUCUGUUGUUGAAAUAUGAACAACGUGCGAAUGAAAUAAAAUUAAUUUGUUAAUGUUGUCUUGUAAAUAACUUUGUAAACUUAUGGGGCUGUUCUAAAACUAACCAUCUAAAGUAUCGCAUUAGAGACCAAAGUAUUUAAUCAGAUCACUAUCGUAUCUUAUAGACUUAAGAAAUCGACUCGUCCAAGUCGACAAUGGCGAACGCCGUUAAAUUAAUUUCUGAUAUUCUCAUAGUUGAAUGUUUUUGUUACUCGUUUUAUAAUUGUACAUAAAGGUAGAUUAGAAUAAGUACUUUAAGAUUUAUAUAAGAGACAAGACGAGUGUAAUAAUUAACGUAAUUCCUAAAUAAAUUUUAAAAAUACAUGGGUUAAGUGCAAAUACGUAAUUACCAACUCGCAAUAUUUAGAAAUAUAUACAAAUAAUAUAAAUACUCCUUCCGACGCGAUUGCACCACGUUAUUCUUUUUUUGGGACAUGACCAUCCACUUUGCUUAAAAUAAUUUCUAUCAUAGUGUCGGAAGAAGUUUCUAGAAGGUUCUAGAUCUUGAAUAUUUUAUAGAUGCAUGUUAAAUCAUUUAACUCAAGUUUGUAUAACAUCUACGGAACUUGAGACCGUAAUUUGUGUUACGGUGUUAGAUAUUUAUCUACACGAAUGCAAUGAUAUCAUAAGGUUAUAUCGCCAUUAAUAUUUAGUUUUUUAGUUUAUUAACAAUCCAUGUUCACUCUUUGAGAUGGAUGUAAGGAGCCUAUGAUGUUUUUCUUUCAUUUAAAAUAUCUAAUUUCCAACAAUUGAGCAUAUGAACUUAAGUACCUAAAGUAAUGUCUGUUAGAUAUUUAAUGGUAAAACUAACUUAAUACAUAAUGUUAAGUGGUAACAAAAAAGUAUAUUUAAUAUUAAUUACAAUAGUUUAAAUUAUUUUAACGCGACGAAGCACGAUUAACAUAAAAACGCUGUAAAAAAAAUAAUCGCUAAACAUACCUAAUGCGUAGUUAAUUAAAAGUAAAAAGUUUAACAAACAAUAUAAUUAAGUUUGAUCUACAUACCCGACUUUCUUGACUUUCUUCAAAUUACUUCAGCUGUCAACAAUUAAUUAUCUUUAUAACAAGAAAUCUUUUGAAAAUAUGCAAAUUGAGACCACUUACAAAAAUGUUAGUAAAUUAAAUUUAAUAUUUUCCUUAUAAGCUAAGUAACACAUUUAAAUUAAAUAAUUUAUUUUUACAUAGCGUAAUUUCUUUUGUCUAAUUAUUUGUCGCAAACUUUUUUCGUUUUGAUUUUAUUCAGCCAGCGUUUCGGUAAUGUAGACAGCCAGUAACAUUACAUAUAACACUUUUUAAUUUUGGAAUGCAAACUUUUUCGUCAUUGUAUCGCAGCAUUUUCAAAUAUGUUCUGUCUGUUGGUUAGUCAUGCGACUAACUAUGAAAUGAUUAAAUGUUCGUAUUUUAAAUGAAAGAUUAACUCUAAGCUAUCAUAAAUAAGACACAGGGUAAUAUUUUGUUUGAAAAUAUACACCUGUGAUUGGUCUGAACCAUGGAAAGACUUCACUCAUUUCCAUCAUAAAGUCUUUUUUAAAUUAUUUAUCGCUAACUGUCUCUUCAAACACAAUGUCGUAUAUUUAGGAAACAGUCAUUUUAUAUUGAAAAUAAAUGUUUUAUAAAAUA
Molecule: messenger RNA, 2780 nt
Organism: Trichoplusia ni (cabbage looper)
Lineage: Eukaryota; Metazoa; Arthropoda; Insecta; Lepidoptera; Noctuidae
Product: putative laccase-9
Exons: 5
Coding region: 182-1045 (287 amino acids)
Biological process (GO): iron ion transport
Cellular component (GO): plasma membrane
Molecular function (GO): copper ion binding; oxidoreductase activity
Source: RefSeq, a predicted model, not a curated record